AUGGAAAAUUUUGUUUCCUUUUUCUCAAUUUUGUUACUUUUGCAUCUUUGUUCAUCGAAUGAAUACGAUGGGAAACCAUAUCAAAUAUUCGAACUUAAAAAAUUUCAAUGUGAUUUUCCUGAAAAUUACGUUUAUCCAAAUAAUUCGUGUUUUGUAAAGCCUGUUAAUAGAACAACUUACACGUUAAAUAUGUACGUGAAGUUUAUCAAACCAAUCAUGAAGGCAUUCCAACUAUUCACAUUGGAAUAUCGCUACAGUGUCAUGUACCGAGAAGUUUUUCGAUCUCCCAAGUUUGAGUACUGCAGCAUCAAAAACAACUCUAAUCCGGCAAUAAAAAGUCUUUUCGAAGUAUUACGAUAUGCAUCAAGCAGCAUGUUUGUAGAAUGUCCUAUUCAAAUAAUCGAAUAUAAGAAUGCAAUAAUUCCACUAAAUUACAUGCCGGAAAUAUUUCCAAGAGGAGAUUAUCGAAUGAAAGUUUUUCAUUUUGAUGGUUCUGACAAUUGGACUAUGAACGUCACCAUUAUUUCAGCACUCCGUUCAUCAGAUCACUCGCGUUUUGGAUGA
This is a messenger RNA of Clunio marinus, 564 nucleotides long. The record is from the annotation of a GenBank genome assembly. Lineage: Eukaryota; Metazoa; Arthropoda; Insecta; Diptera; Chironomidae.